GAAAGGCUUCUCAUUGUCGGAGUGGAAAAAAACGACGUUCAGCAGACAAGCAGCAGCAGCAGCAGCAGCACGUCAACGAUUGAAAGAUGUUAUUAAUCGUGUAGUAAAACUCAGCUGUCUGCCUGUAACGCAGCCAAGUUCUCGCGUAGGUGAAAACUCAAAAAGCGAAAUGUGGUAAUCAUCUCGUGACCGAUCGUGUAAUAAACGAGUAAGCGGCUAAGCGCUGGCUGCUGGUGGCCGCGUUAUUGCGCACGCGUAAAUUUCGUCUCUCCAUCUGGGAACACUGGUCUGACGUAUCCUCCGACGGCGGAUACAGCGAGAUCUAUACGUCAAAACGGACGAGCGGCCGUAUUUUGAAGGAGUUUCCAUUUUAACCUCUCGACGGAAUUGGAUCUGGCCGUGCGGAAUACAACAUGCUGGCUCUUAUUAAUCGGAUUUUGGACUGGUUCAAGUCCCUCUUCUGGAAGGAAGAGAUGGAACUCACUCUCGUCGGACUGCAGUACAGUGGAAAAACUACUUUCGUGAAUGUCAUAGCGUCGGGGCAAUUUAGCGAAGACAUGAUACCGACUGUAGGCUUUAACAUGCGCAAAAUAACCAAAGGCAAUGUCACUAUAAAAGUGUGGGAUAUCGGUGGUCAACCAAGGUUCAGAUCCAUGUGGGAGAGAUAUUGUAGAGGAGUGAACGCCAUAGUUUACAUGGUGGAUGCUGCCGACUCGGAGAAAAUUGAAGCAAGUCGCAAUGAAUUGCACAACUUGUUGGACAAACCACAAUUAUCCGGAAUACCAGUGCUGGUUCUGGGUAACAAGAGGGAUCUACCACACGCAUUGGAUGAGAAUGGGCUCAUAGAGAGGAUGAAUUUGUCUGCGAUUCAAGACCGUGAGAUUUGUUGCUACAGUAUUUCGUGUAAAGAAAAAGACAAUAUUGACAUUACGUUACAGUGGCUCAUAGCGCAUUCGAAAAGUGGAAUUCGUUAAUGUCUUUGAAAUAUCCCAUUUGUUAGUAUCGGCGAGUCUUUGAUACUGAUAACAGUAUUGGGAUCAAUUGUAAAACGAGCGCAUUGAGCAAACCUUGUUCAAAACUGAGUCAUUAUUGUAGAAAACUACUUUUAAGCUUUAGCCGAUCUGAGUUGGAUGGUGCGAAUGCCACGAUAAAAUUAUAAAAAAAGAAAAAAAUUAAACCAAAAAAAACAAACAAAAAGAUUAUGCUUAUUGCCAAGAGUGUAUGCUCGUGUGAACUAUACUUGUAAGGCACUCACAUCCCGCGAGCACAUUAAUAAUAUAAGGGAUAGUUUUUUAUAUUUUCGUUUAUAGAUAAGCCCAAAAAUAUAUUCCAAUACUUCAUAACAAUUAAAUAUAAUUAGUAUUUCCGUAUUUUCUAUGAUUGCCGCUAUAUUGUAAAGCUGAAAUAAUACCAUCAUAAUCGCAGUUAAUUAUUGUGAUAUCAUAGUCUAGAUGUCGAUAUUCUGGUUUUAUCUUAUAUCCUCAAAAGAUACCAAGCGUUACAUGUAUAAAUUAGACAAAAUGGUAGCUAUUACGAGAUACACGCGCAAAGAUGUCACUAUUGAUUACUAUGAUACUAUAAUACACCUUCUCGAGGAACUUUAUUAAUAAAUAAAAACGACGUAUUGCAAA
Messenger RNA from Ooceraea biroi (clonal raider ant), 1631 nucleotides. RefSeq names its product ADP-ribosylation factor-like protein 8 (gene Arl8). Gene Ontology annotation, molecular function: GTPase activity; GTP binding. Gene Ontology annotation, biological process: protein transport; anterograde axonal transport. The record is from RefSeq and is a predicted model, not a curated record. Gene Ontology annotation, cellular component: lysosomal membrane. Lineage: Eukaryota; Metazoa; Arthropoda; Insecta; Hymenoptera; Formicidae.